Schistocerca gregaria is the source of this 1936-nucleotide messenger RNA. RefSeq lists its product as uncharacterized. The transcript is spliced from 23 exons. NCBI's taxonomy places the organism in Eukaryota, Metazoa, Arthropoda, Insecta, Orthoptera, Acrididae. The record is from RefSeq and is a predicted model, not a curated record. Bases 219 to 1922 code for a protein of 567 amino acids. Gene Ontology annotation, cellular component: plasma membrane. Gene Ontology annotation, molecular function: protein binding.
UCAGUUAUACAACUGGAAUAUUAGUCAUCCUACUAAUACUGUCUUUUACAAAAGCAGAUAUUAAUGCGAAAUUUUUACUUGAUUUAAGUAACUUUCUUAAAAACACAUCCUAUGAAUCAAUUGUUUCGAAUGGAAAAAAUGUCACAAUUAAUAAUGGAAAAAUUACAAAUAUACAUUUUGAAGAUAUUAUUCUCCCUGAUAGAGCUAUACCAGAUUCAAUGAAUACUAUAAGUGAUUUAGAAACAUUGUCUAUUAUUAAUUGUACAUUUCAGAUAAAAUCACAACUUGUUGGCAACUCAAAAAAAUUAAAAGAAUUACGAAUUAUAGGGAACCCUAUCUUAAAUAGAGCACCAGAUUUAAAUGGUCUAGAUAAUCUAGAAUAUUUGGAUGUUUCUGGUAAUUCGAUAGAUACUCUUAUGUCAGAUAUUGCAUUUAACAAAAAUUUGAAGCACAUGUAUGCUAAUUCUAAUAAUUUAAAAAAUAUACAUAUGAUAUAUCUUAAUCAAAUAUAUGCAAUUAAUUUAUCAAUAAUUAAUAAUAACACUAUACACAGUAAUUUAUCACAUAAUAGAAUUAUUGGUGAGGUAAAAUCACUUAGUAAUAAUGCCGAAUUACUAAUUUUAGACCUUUCACAUAACUUUUUGCAGGGUCAUGUCUCACCAUUCUAUGCAAAUAUUAAACUGAAAAUUUUAGAUCUUUCAUUUAAUAAUCUAGAACACAUAGUUGAACAACCGUCUGAUAGAGAAAGUCUUCGACCGUUUGAUAAAAAUGUUGAAUUGGAAAUGAUCAAUCUUUCAAAUAAUUGGUUAGAUAAUCAAAUUGAAGGGUAUUUUGAUAAAAAUAUUAAAUUGAAAUAUUUGAAUAUUCAAAAUAAUAGAUUUGUAGGUGGUAUUCCUGAUAUUAAUAAUAAUAAAAAUUUAAUUAUAUUUAACGUAUCAAAUAAUAGUUUAUCAUCAUCUAUUAAAGAAAUUUCUAUCAAGAGUUUGUCACAUAUAGAUAUUUCACUUAAUUCAGUAAAAGGCGAACUUCCAAAAUUUACUGGCUGUAUUAAUUUAUUAACUUUAAAUGCCUCUUGUAACGGUUAUAGCGGUGUUAUUCCUCGUUUUAAUAACACUGAGUUAUAUUCAUUAGAUCUUUCAGGUAACAAGUUCCAAGCUACUGUGGACUUUGAUGUUCCUAAACUGAAAUAUUUGGACCUAUCAAAUAAUAUUAUAGGUAAUAUAACUUCUUCGUUUAAAAACAAUCCUGAAUUAUUUACACUAGAUAUUUCUCUUAAUGAAAUAAAAGGUAACCUUCCGGAUAUUGCUAGUAAUAACAAUCUAGAAUAUUUUAAUGCAUCAAAUAAUAGAUUCUCAUCAAAUAUUACAUCAUAUAAAAUAAGUCCUAGUGUCAAAGUCGCAGAUCUUUCUGUUAAUUAUUUAACAGGUAUUAUCCAAGACCUUGAUAAUAAUAUAGAAUUAACUGAAUUAAAUGUUUCGUCUAAUCUUUUGAGAGGUGAACUUCCAGAAUUUAACGCUAAUGUUAAUUUAGAGUUUUUAAAUCUUUCAUCAAAUCAUAUAACCGGGAAUAUUCCCGAUUUUAGUAAUAAUUACAAACUAGCUAAAUUGGAUCUUUCAUAUAAUUGGAUAUCAGGUGUUAUUCCAAGUUUUGUAAAUAAUAGAUUUAUGACCACAUUACUUUUAAUGGGAAAUCGUAAUCUCAAAUAUUACUGUAAAAAUAAUGGUGGUUUAUUACCUGGCGUAUUUGGAAUAGGUGGUGAUAUUUGUGAUUUGGGUAGUGUCACCAUAGUGAGUAAAAGAGAUUGUAGUGAUAGUAUAAAGAGUCAAUGCAAUGUUAAUAUUAUGUCAAGCGCAAAAUCUAUUUACUAUAUUGGUACAAUCCAAAUAUUGGCUGUAUUUUCCUGCUUAUUAUUUAUGUUUUAAACAUAAUAGAUUUA